UUUGAACUUAACUCACUGGCACCAUUCAAUGUGUUUCACUGCUUUCUCUCGGUGUGUGUGUGUGUAUACCAAAUUGUAUGCGUGUGUAUUGUUUGAGACAACGACGACAACAGAAACAUAAAAAUCUACAUGUACACAUUGACUCUUAUAUGUGUAAUAUCUCUCCAUACAUGAACGCUCUUUCGCUUUCGCGCUGGCUCUUUCAUCUUUUUUACCUUCUACAUUUUUCAAAAAAAAAUUGUUUUUUGUUCCUCUUGUACGGUUCGUGUCGCAUGUAAAGAGAAUGUUUGGUGCUUUGUAUCGUGUUUAUUUGUGGUAGAAAUCCACGGGAAUAAAAACUAAAUGCAAUCUAUAUUUUUGUGUGUCGCGAGUUUCGUGUAUUUUACCGUGUAACAAAUGAAAAUCAUUUUUUUAUGUUUUACAUUUGUACGAAUUUCGGACAAAUUCGACCGUCUUUUUUUAGCUCAAACAAGUAAAAGAAUAGUUUGCUCUUGUGAAUGAAAAAGCAAAUAGUGUGCGAGUUUUAAAGUGAAUUUUAUGAGACCGAAAAUGUGAAUAUCUAUAUAAGAUGCGAGAGAGUAAACAACGGCCAUCGACAAAACUAAUUGAAUGAAAUAUUUUCGAGAAACGAACAAAAGAGGAAGAGAGAGAGAGACAAAAAUGAAACGAAGCAAUUGAUUAAAUUUGUUUGGCUCUUGUGGAAGCAAUGAAAUAAAAAUGUUUUAGUUUUUCGAAAUCAAAAAUCGAACGAUUUCAGGAUGUGAAAUUUUUACAUGAAUUGAAAAAUGUUUUCAGUGCAUUCGAAAAAUUGAAAUGAACAUAAUCAAAAGGGAGAAUAAACUUCAUCCAAAAAUCGACAAUCAAAUCGAAACGAGGAAAAUAUUAUAAUACAGUGCAAAUGCCCGAGCAAAUGAUUUCGAGAUAAAAAAAAAAUAAUAAUAAUUUUUGGUGUAAGUGUGUGAUAUUAUUUUCACGUCGGAAAAAAAGGGAAAAAAAUAACUUACACCACACAAAAGUCCAAGCAAAAUAACAACAACAACAAUAAUAUAACGAAAUAUAACCGACCAAGUGAAGUUGAUAUUUCGAAACAAAAACAGAUCUGAACAGAACCCACAAGAUCUUGAUAAAUUUUUUCUGAUUUGCGGUUCAAUUUCGCAAUCCAAAGAAGAAAUAGUGAGCUACAACAAAAUAGACGGUGAUUUGAGAAAGAACGAAAAACCGAGAUAGAGAGCUGCGUAUCACAUACAUACCAUAAUUAUUAUGCAUAAAGAUGAAUAACGCGAUAAAAGAGGAAAGAAUCAAAAAAUAAUCUUCAUCACAACAACAUAGAGAACAAUCAACGUUUACAAAGCAGCAGCAACAGGAGCAGCGGAGGCGGUGAACAGCACCUGAAACAGAUAUUGAAGUGCUACAGCUUAGAUGAUAUGAAAAUGAAAUAUGUGUAUCAUCGACCGUUAAAAAAAUAACCACAACCACGAUUUAUAAAUGCGCUCAAAAUAGAGGGAAAAAUAUAAUAACAUUUGCAUAUUCAUCAUACGUCGAAUAAGAGAAGAACAUUUUAUCUCAUCGUUAUUCGUUCGUACAUUAAACAUUUACAUAUAUGUGUUCGGCGUUCUGAUAAAAAUCGAAGAAACCCAUUUCAAAAGUGGUUCGAUUUAAAUUUUGUAAACAGAAUUUUUAUUUUUCUCUUGUACACCUCAACCUCAACGAAGAAGAAAAAAAAACAUUCAUAAAAUACGACGAUUCAAUCGAUCUCAAAUUUAUAUUCGUAUAAAAAUCGACAUUUCCACCAUAGUGAAGCAUAAACACAUACAUAGUUGUACGCUCGCGCAAAUCGCAGGAUUGAAUUUCAGUGCGGUCUGAAUGGGUCAGAGUCAAAGUACAUGCAUUUUUAAUCAGAACAAAUAACCAGAAUAACAAAAAAAAAACACAUACAAACCGAGCGAUAGAUACAAUUUUUUGUUUCCUUUUUUUAACCUUUUAAAUAUUCUCGGUUGUUUUCUAUCAAUCUAAUAUAUCAAUUGUGUCAACCCAUUUUUUGUUGUUUAAAAAAAGUCGCAUACAUAACACAUAACGCAUAUUUCAAACGAUCGAAAAAUAAUAUACGCCAAGCGCAUAUGUUAUUCAUGCGGUUCGAAUUCAACGAGAUAAUCGAUAAUAAAAUCGAAAAUCGCUCAGCGUGUGAGGAGCAUCGACCGAUCGCAUUACGAUAAAAUAAUCCACACGAGAAAAAAAAGAGAGAAAACAAAUGUUUUUAUCUUUUUUGAACCCGAAAAUAAAAUACAUUCAACAAAAAUAUUAUUCAUAAUUUUCGGUUGGAAACGCGCGCGCAUUUUUCUGCGGCUGUCACCAAUCGUCAAAACAUCGGGAAAAAUAUACACGAAAAUUAACGUAGAAAAACAGAGAUAAAACAAAAAAGAAAAAAAAAACGUCAAACGAUUCACAGAGGAGAGACAAAGAAGCAACACAACAGCAACAACACCCAAUUUGUUCGGAAUUUUCGUUUAAUUUUUUUUGGGUUGUUGUAUGUUUUAAUACCGCGUAUUUGAGUGAGAAGAAACUUUGAUGAAAAGGCCAAAUCACGAACGCAAACAUCGACCGAAACAACAGCCACAUGCCGUUUUGCUCAUUAUUUUAAUGUCAUCUAUAUGUAAAUUACCGAAGAAAGUCAUAGACAUCAUCGCAGCCGGAAACUUAGCCACGGCAAUUUUAUCAACGUUGCUGCUUCACCUCCAGAACAUUUACCGUACAACCGAUACACGACAACGACUACAUCAUUACAACCAGUACAAUAACAACCAAAACCAAAAUAUCAACAGCAACCGAAAUAGCAACAGCCACAGCCAAUACGCACAAAUUCAGCAAUCGUCUCCGUCGCAUGAACGAAUAGUCGUUAAACCAAAUCUCUUAGCCACUAAUUUAGUUAAUACUUUAAUGAUAUCUCUGUACAUUACGCUAUUUGUAUCACUGUCGAUAUAUCCAGUUUCCGUUGUUGCUGUCACGCCCAAAUAUGAUACGGCAUACGCAUGUGAGGAAAAAACGUUGACAAUCGGAUGUGAGCCGGGCUAUGUGAUCAAUUUGAUUCGUGCAAAUUAUGGCCGAUUUUCAAUAACAAUUUGCAAUGAUCAAGGCAAUGUCGACUGGAGUGUCAAUUGCAUGUCGGCUAAAAGCUUGCGUGUACUGUACGCAAAAUGUUCACACAAGCAAAAUUGCAGUAUAUUAGCCAGCACAAACACAUUUGGCGAUCCAUGUCCCGGCACACAUAAAUACUUAGAAGCUCAUUAUCAAUGUGUAUCAGCGGCACAAGCCACAUCAACAACAGCUCGGCCAAGCCCAGCGUGGCUGAUAACAUCACAACCAAGCGUUUGGGGCACAUCAACCAUACGCUAUCCAACGACAGCCCGUAUACGUGACUUGGAUUCAUUGUCUACAGUUGACAGUAUUGUAAAUAGAAAUAAUUUUAAUGUUAGCAACAAGUCCAAUAGUGAUAACGAGUAUAUUAGUAAUAGCAAACCAAGUAGUAAUUCAAAUGAUUCGGUAUCGAAUCGACCUAAAUCUGUGACAAAAUCGAAAGUAAGCGGCACACAAAAUGCCAACCAUGAAACAUUCAAUGCAUCAUCGACUACCAAUCGAAAUAAUGAAAAUGCAUCGGUUGCGGCAGUCACCAAGUCAAUAUAUAGCAAUCAAAAUUCAGCAAUAAAUCUUAGCGGCAACAAUGCAGUGUCAUCGUCAACAUUUUCAGCGCCACCCAAAACAAUCCAUUCGGAAAACGGCAAUGAAGAUGAAGACAGCGAUAGAGCUAAUGAUGAUCGAAAUGAAGAUGGCAAUUCGCAACAAGACUUUGCUAAUACCGGAAAAACAGCCGGUGCACAGUCAAUGAACACAAUUAACAAUAAUAAUGUUUACGGCGAUGACACAAGUGGUCUUUAUUGUGGUUCGACCACAGCACGGAAUCUCUUUUGGAAUUAUACCCGAGUGGGUGAAAUCAAUGUACAACCAUGUCCGCCCGGUUCCACCGGCAUUGCCAAAUGGCGAUGCUCUGGCACACUUUUACCAACAAAAUCACAAAAAUUACCGUCGUUGGUGCGUAAUCAAAUGGCCGACGACAUCAAUGACAAUCAUAUGGAUGAUGAUCCAUUGUAUGCAAGCAACACAGAACGUGGAUAUAUGUGGCAACCAAAUACACCAGAUCUCACACAGUGCCGAAGUUUAUGGCUGAAUAGCCUCGAAGUUCGUGUAAAUCAACGGGAUUCAGCUUUGGUCAGCAUCGCAAAUGAUUUAUCACAGGUUACUAAUAGCAAAACGUUGUACGGUGGCGAUAUGCUCGUAACAACGAAAAUCAUUCAAUCGUUAUGCGAAAAAAUGACCUAUGACAUUGAGACAUUUUCCGAUCAACGUCAACGUGAAUCGGUCGUAUUGGAGCUUCUGAACAGUGUCGUAAAAACGGGAAGCAAUUUGCUCGAUGAAACCCAGCAAUAUUCGUGGAUGGACUUAAGCUUUGAAGAUCAAAUGCGAGUUGCUACAUCGCUAUUAACCGGAUUAGAAGAUAAUGCCUUUUUACUUGCCGAUACAAUAGCGGCCGAACGAAGUGUGGUGCAAAAGGUCAAGAAUAUUCUUUUAUCUGUUCGAGUCCUUGAAACACGUAAUAUUGUGAGCAAUCAAGUAUUUCCUGACAAAACAAUUGAGCAAGAGACAAAUAGUGAAGAUAGCAUUGAAUUACCACGAGGAGCUUUACUUGAGAAUAGCGAAGGUGGAUUAGUGCGCAUCGUAUUUGUGGCAUUCGAUCGGCUUGAAUCGAUUCUUCGGCCACUUGAUUCAGCCACAAACGAACCAAAAUCCUAUGACAGUGUCAGCAAUGAUGAAACAAUAGGACCGUCCGAAUAUGCUCCGGUCGCAAAAGAGAAUGUGAAUACAACACAAACGCAGCAAUCUCGUGUUCGAAUUCUCAAUAGCAAAGUGAUAUCGGCCAGUUUGGGCAAAGGGCGACACAUCCAAUUAUCUCAACCGAUUCGAUUGAUAUUGAAACAUUUGCAAACCGACAACGUUACAAAUCCAACAUGUGUAUUCUGGAAUUAUAUUGAUCAUGCAUGGUCGGAGGAUGGAUGUCACAUUGAUCAAACAAAUCGAACGCACACAAUUUGUAUGUGCAAUCAUUUGACGAAUUUUGCCAUAUUGAUGGAUGUUAUCGAUGAUACGGCGCAAUUUAUUCAACAAAUUGGACUUUUCGAUGAAAAUAUGCGCAUUCUAAUCUCAAUCAGCAUUGCCAUAUGUAUUGUAUUUGUAGUAAUAGCCCUGUUAACACUAAAGUUUUUUAAUGGCAUUUUUAUUAAGUCAAAUCGAACGACAAUUUAUAAAAAUCUAUACAUCUGUCUAUUGGUAACUGAAGUGCUCAUUUGGUUGGGUAACGUUCAAAAUGAAUCGAACAUGUUGUGCGGUUUUACAACAGCCUUUUUACAUUGUGCAUUCCUAUGCACAAUCAGUUGGAGUUUCUUAGAAGGCUUACAAUCGUACAUUGUCCUUACCACCGAGGAGAUUUUGCUAGAUGUGGAAAGUUCGUCGCGUGUUAUUUCAUAUUAUCUAAUCACGUAUGGGCUUUCGUUUACCAUAGUCGCUAUAUCGCUAGGUAUUGAUCCAAGCGCUUAUACGAUUAAAGCCGAUGCAUGCGUUUGGAUGGAACAAAGCUAUCUCUUUUAUAUUACAUUCGUAAUGCCAUGCUGCGUUUAUAUUCUGGCUAAUUUUGCGUACAUUAUAAUAUCGGUAUUUGUUUUAUGUAAAAAACAUAAAACUGCAUUGAAAAACAAGGAGCAAACACGAUUAGCCAACAUUCGAUUCCAAUUGCAUGGUUCAUUUAUUUUUCAACUCAUUUUCGUCGCGUGCUGGAUCUGUGCCUAUUUGUAUAUGGUCAAUUUGCAUCGGCUAUACGAUUCAAUUGGCACAUUAUCAACGUAUUACUACAGUGGCGCACAGGCAAAUAUCACAUUCUACGGCUAUGGAUUUGUAGUUUUGAAUAUUAUACAAGGCGCUUUCAUUAUGUGCUAUCACUGUCUACAAAAUGAACGAAUUCGUCGUGAAUAUCAGAAAUAUGUGAAAAAUUCAUGGCUGCCACAAUGCUUGCAGUGUGCUGUCAUUACGAAUGAAGAUCAACCGACUGCCAGUCCAGCGAAUAAUGCAUUGAGCGCAAAUGUAUUACUUCCAGCAUCGAAUACAUCAACAAAAAAGAAAAAUGGUCCCGAUGCAGCCGAUGUUACCGGAACAUUCCUAACCGUAUCACCAUCACAUCAUCCGCAUGGUCAAACUAGCACACUGAUGCGUCAUCAUCAAAUGCAACGUCACAAUGCGAUGCCACCGUAUUCGGGUACAUUACGUGAACAUCGAAGUGGUGCCAUGUCACCAGCCGGUUCAUCCAAAUAUGCCGGUGGCCACAAGUAUGGCCAAUAUGAUUUUCAAAAUCCCGAACUCAUUUAUCCGCAUUCAGCUAACUCACAACAGUUUCAUCAGCUACACGAUGAUCAUGCAAAAAUGAUGUACUAUGAUCGUAAGAUGGGCAAUAGUAGUAAAACAUUGAAGUCACAAGGUUCAAGCUCAACACAACAAAUGCUUUCAUCGCCAAUGAAACAUGAUUACUCGUAUUGGACGGGAACCGCCGAUCCAACCAGUUACCAAUUGAAUAAAUUGUCGCGUCAUCAAAUUGUCGACGAUUCAAUAUGCGGUGGUGGUGGCAGUGCUGAAAUGAUGCAUGCUCAAGGCCAAAAUUAUCCAUCGUAUCGAAAGAAAAUGAUGCAAUACCAACAAUCAUCAGCCAAUGCACAUUCACCAUCACAUCCAAAUAUGCGUGGCACAUUCGGAUCGAAUGGCGAUUUCAAUGGGCGUGAUAUGAACAAUCGUAAUUCAUGGUUAAAUACAAAUCCAAAUGCACGGCAUAUUAGUCGACAGCAACAAAUGAACGCUGCUUCGGUGGCUGGAACAGCUGCUGCUGUCGAAUGUAAUAAUAUGCCGCCACAAAAUUAUAAUAGCUAUGCUGAUGAAGAGCCGGUUUAUGAGGAAAUUUUAAGCACAAGAACAAAUGAAAACUGUGAUGGCAGUGAAUUAAAUGAUUAUCUACAUUCACCAACCAGAGAUAGCGACAAUUUAUUGCAAAACAUUCGAGUAGCCCAUACGAAUAGCAGCCAUAAAAUGGAUGCAAUUACGGCACAGCAACAACAGCCGCCUCACAGCAGGUCUGUGCAGUCACAGCAAGAACCAAAGCAUCCGCCACAAAUUGGCCGCAAUAUAUCUGCAAUGUUGAAUGAAAAUAACACUGUUACGUGUUACUUGGAACCACUACCCAAUUCGUAAUUUAACACAAAAUAGAAAUGCUAAACAAACAGAGAUAUGGCGACGGUGAAUGCAGAAGAAGAAGUGGAACAAAUGCGUUUCAUCAAAUCGGUUUGAAUCGGUGAAACAUUGGGAUUUUAUUCACAUUCAUUUUGUAUGUUGUUUAAUAGAGAGAAGAAGAGAAAUAAAAUUAUCAUUCCUACAUGAGUUCACAAACGGACUAUCUCACGUAAUCAUAUGGCAUACACGACUUUCAAGAAGAAGUACACAAAUCAAUUCUUAAACACAUAGUACACACUCACAUAAGCAAACAAAAAAUUUAUGAAUUAAAUGAUUAGUCAAAAAUGAAAUACACAAAAUUGUGAAGUAAAAUAACAAAAAAAAUUAAAACAAUGCAAACAUUUAGAUUAAUGAUCCUAUGUUCCACUAUAGAAUUUUAUUUAAGUGUAAUAUUUUGUAAUAAUUAUCAUUGGAGGCAAUUUUAUGUAAUUAAACCAUUUUUAAGGUCGAAAGUUAAAAAGAAAAUAUGAAAGAAAGAGUAAAACGAAACACUCGAUACCAUUCGAUGUUAGGAUAGAAGAUGAUAAAAUCGAAAGAAUUGUGAGAUAUAGAAUGCAGCGGAGAUGACAAACUGAUAAACAAUCAUAUAUGUUUAUAUUAAAUAUAUAUAUAUAUAUAAAUGUAAAAAUAGAAGAUAAAAUAAAUAAAUCGCAGAUACCCAAAAAUUCGUCAGAAAACUAAACCCCUUUUACCAAUUGCAACUUUGAAGUAUGUCUUUAUUUGGCAAAAUUAUCAACUAUUCUUUUUUUUCAGUUCGAACUUUUUCCCCAUUGAAAGUGCUGCAAACGCAGUGUGUUAAUUGGCUUUAAGAGUUGAUUAUUUUCGUUUCGCAAAACUGACUUGUUUUUGUUUUAACAUUUGGCUAUUGUCUAUAUUUUACCAUUUCAACCAAAAACCAUAAUUCCUAUUUUCAAUGUUAGUUGAUGGUGUCCGAAUGUCUAAGAAAAACCCGUUCCAAUAGAAAAAUGUUUUGGAAUAAAAAUGUCAAUCAUAAUGUUAGUGACAGAAUGGAAGAGAAAGAGACACGCAUACAGAUCGGUGUGUUGAAGAACAAAACCAAUUUAAAUAUUAAAAAAAUAGUCGAUAUCGUUCCUGUGUAGAAAUGUUGAAAAAUAAAUGUAAAAUUCCCCUUGGUUUCGCUCAAUGUGUCCUGUUGUACACUUAGACAGUCGUUUUUUUCGAAUCUACAUAAUUAAACAUUUAAGUGUAUUUUAUUGCGAUUUAUCGCAUGGAUGAAUGAGUGAGAUAGCCAUUGUGGCAAGAGAGCAAUAUUCUUUGGCUUACAUUAACACCGCGCAAUCAAUAAAUAUAAUUUUCACGAGAAAAGAAGCAACCAAACGAACACCAUUUCUUAUCGAAACUGUCACUUUUCACAUUAAUCAUGUGUGUGAAAUUUACAAAACAAAAAAACAUGUUAAAAUACAAAAUGAAAUAAAUGGAUUUGAUUAAAACGUA
Messenger RNA from Contarinia nasturtii (swede midge), 8829 nucleotides. It is a transcript of the gene Cirl, whose product is annotated as latrophilin Cirl. The record is from RefSeq and is a predicted model, not a curated record. NCBI's taxonomy places the organism in Eukaryota, Metazoa, Arthropoda, Insecta, Diptera, Cecidomyiidae. Gene Ontology annotation, molecular function: carbohydrate binding; G protein-coupled receptor activity. The coding region runs from base 2566 to 7335 and encodes 1589 amino acids. Gene Ontology annotation, cellular component: membrane. Gene Ontology annotation, biological process: adenylate cyclase-activating G protein-coupled receptor signaling pathway; cell surface receptor signaling pathway. The transcript has 16 exons.